CAUGACGUCACCGCGCACAGCCCGUUCCUUGCCCCGGAAGGGUUAUUGCCGCCGUGACCCCCCGACCGUCCUUCCUUCUUCCUUUCUGAAGUAGGCACCGGCGGAGCGCACCAUGGGCCGCGUGAUCCGGGGGCAGCGGAAGGGCGCCGGGUCUGUGUUCCGAGCCCACGUGAAGCACCGGAAGGGCCCCGCUAAGCUGAGGGCGAUCGACUUCGCCGAGAGACACGGCUACAUCAAGGGCAUCGUAAAGGAUAUCAUUCAUGAUCCUGGCCGAGGUGCUCCCCUUGCCAAGGUUGCAUUUCGUGAUCCAUACAGGUUUAAGAAAAGAACAGAGUUGUUCAUUGCAGCUGAAGGUAUUCAUACUGGCCAAUUUGUUUACUGUGGCAAGAAAGCUCAGCUUAACAUCGGAAAUGUCCUACCUGUUGGCACUAUGCCAGAAGGAACCAUUGUCUGUUGCCUUGAAGAGAAGCCUGGUGACCGUGGUAAAUUGGCCCGUGCUUCUGGAAACUAUGCCACAGUUAUCUCCCACAAUCCUGAAACCAAGAAAACCAGAGUGAAGUUGCCUUCUGGUUCCAAGAAGGUGAUCUCUUCUGCAAACAGAGCUGUUGUUGGUAUUGUUGCUGGUGGAGGUCGUAUUGACAAGCCUAUCCUAAAGGCAGGUCGUGCCUAUCACAAAUACAAGGCAAAGCGAAAUUGUUGGCCACGUGUCCGUGGUGUGGCUAUGAAUCCUGUAGAACAUCCCUUUGGUGGUGGUAACCAUCAGCAUAUUGGUAAGCCUUCAACCAUCAGGAGAGAUGCUCCAGCUGGUCGCAAAGUCGGUCUCAUUGCUGCCCGUCGUACUGGUAGACUGCGUGGAACCAAGACCGUGCAGGAGAAGGAGAACUAAUGUCUUUCAAUACAGUUUACACAAUAAAAGGCUUAAA
Messenger RNA from Terrapene triunguis (Three-toed box turtle), 923 nucleotides. Its product is annotated as 60S ribosomal protein L8. Gene Ontology annotation, cellular component: cytosolic large ribosomal subunit; ribosome. The record is from RefSeq and is a predicted model, not a curated record. The coding region runs from base 113 to 886 and encodes 257 amino acids. Gene Ontology annotation, molecular function: structural constituent of ribosome; RNA binding. NCBI's taxonomy places the organism in Eukaryota, Metazoa, Chordata, Testudines, Emydidae. Gene Ontology annotation, biological process: cytoplasmic translation. The transcript is spliced from 6 exons.